Messenger RNA from Didymella exigua CBS 183.55, 658 nucleotides. RefSeq lists its product as uncharacterized. NCBI's taxonomy places the organism in Eukaryota, Fungi, Ascomycota, Dothideomycetes, Pleosporales, Didymellaceae. The transcript has a single exon. Bases 136 to 597 code for a protein of 153 amino acids. The record is from RefSeq and is a predicted model, not a curated record.
AUUUUCUCUUGGAACUUCCAGGAUGGCCCCUUCCGGAGUCGGUGACUGCGCAAACGAAAAACGAAUUGUGUCUUAUUCGCCAAUAUCCGAAAACACUGGAAGCGGCUCUUCCAAUAGGCACGGAUAGGUAAACCCAUGAUGAUUGUCCCUAUUGCGUCCAAUAAGGCGCGGUUGGGGCGUCUGUCUCAAGCAAAACCCCCACAUCUCUCAGCACCUGAGAUCAGCCACUGUUCGUUCGUUCGUAUUCUUGGGGAGGCACCCCGAUCCCGUCCCGACCCUGGACAAGUGUGGGCGUCUUCAGAUUGCAUCCCUGAUCCGCCGCACAGUCCCCCGGUGCCCCCAUUCACUGCUGUGCAGAUGGCAUACCCCUCCCCUGUUUACGCCAACCCCCGUCGAUACUCACUAAAACCCCUAAGCCGAACAACAUCUGUGGCCUUCGCCCACCAUCGCUUGGCUGCAUGCGAGAGCGAUGUACCCUGUUCAAUCUGCUGCAUGAGUAUUGGUCUCGAUCUCCGAACUUGGUCCCUGUAUCCAAGGCUCUUCUUGCUCCACAACAGUCGUCAUCCUUGCCCAGUUACGGGACACAUUGAGGACUGAGCGAAUUGGCCGUCCAUAUGUAAACCCCCAAAGCUCCCACCACCAAAGGCGGAACAAGUAU